Heteronotia binoei (common prickly gecko) is the source of this 2151-nucleotide messenger RNA. It is a transcript of the gene ENPP6, whose product is annotated as ectonucleotide pyrophosphatase/phosphodiesterase 6. NCBI's taxonomy places the organism in Eukaryota, Metazoa, Chordata, Lepidosauria, Squamata, Gekkonidae. The record is from RefSeq and is a predicted model, not a curated record. The coding region runs from base 217 to 1536 and encodes 439 amino acids. The transcript is spliced from 8 exons.
AGCAGACAAAGUUUAUCAUAUCACAGCAGUUAGAAAGUAACUUUUCAAGUCUGCUUGUAUGCAAUCCAUGCAGCUGUACCUUUAAACUUUGGAAUCAAACCAGCCAAGUGAGGGCCAGCCCUUGAGAGCAGCUUCAAAUGCUGGUUUCAGAGUAAGAGCAAAAGGAGACAAGCGGUGCUGACUGUGCUCUGGAGAGACUCCUCUGCAACCACCAGAAUGGCAAAGCACGCAGCCCUCUCUCUCCUCUUUGUCAUGACUCUGGCAAGCUCAUCCCUUGCACAUCGGAAGCUUCUGCUGUUCCUGAUUGAUGGCCUUCGCCAUGAUUAUAUCAACGACCAAGAGCUGGAGUCCUUGCCUGGCUUCAAAGAGAUUGUCAACAGUGGUGUGAAAGUGGAUUACCUGACCCCAGAUUUCCCUAGUCUUUCCUACCCAAACUACUACACCUUGAUGACUGGUCGCCAUUGCGAGGUCCAUCAAAUGAUUGGCAACUACAUGUGGGACACAACCACCAACAUGUCUUUUGAUAUUGGUGUGAAUCAAGAGAGCCUGUUGCCUCUUUGGUGGAAUGGGUCAGAGCCACUAUGGGUCACAAUGAUGAAAGCAAAGCGGAAAGUCUUCAUGUACUAUUGGCCUGGAUGUGAAGUUGAAAUCCUUGGAAUCAGGCCUACCUACUGCCUACCAUACUACAGUGUUCCAACAGAUGCCAACUUCUCCAAUGCCGUGAAUAAUGCUAUUGAAUCUCUGAGGAGAGGCACAGCAGAUAUGGCAGCAGUGUAUUAUGAAAGGAUCGAUGUAGAAGGUCAUCAUUAUGGGCCUUUGUCUGUUCAGAGGAAGAAUGCUUUAAAAGCUGUGGACAAUGUACUGCUCAAUAUGACUAAGUUUAUCAAGGAUAAGGGCCUGCAGAACAACCUGAAUGUCAUUCUUUUCUCUGAUCAUGGGAUGACUGACAUUUCCUGGAUGGAAAAAUUGAUUGAGCUGAGAAACUGUAUCAACAUGAGUGACAUUAUACAAGUAAAGGACCGUGGCCCUGUUGUAAGCCUGUGGCCAGCCAAAGACAAGGAGCUUCAGGUCUAUAACUUGCUGAAACAUGUGCCACACAUGACAGUUUACAGGAAGGAAGAUAUUCCUGACAGGUUCCACUAUAAAAGGGGGAAAUUUGUCUCACCUUUGACACUUGUGGCUGAAGAAGGAUGGUUCAUAGUGGAGAGCAGAGAACCCCUUCCAUUUUGGGAGAAUGGCACUGGGAGAAGAGAGGCCUGGCAGAACGGAUGGCAUGGCUAUGACAAUGAGCUCAUGAAUAUGAGAGGUUUCUUCCUUGCAUAUGGCCCAGAUUUCAAGUCUAACUUCAGAGCAGCACCAAUCAGAGCAGUGGAUGUUUAUAAUGUUAUGUGCAAAGUCACAGGAGUACAGCCACUGCCAAACAAUGGAUCCUGGUCCAGAGUGGAGUGCAUGUUAAAAAAUAAUGCCAGUUUGGCACAGUUAUUCCAAUGGAGCAGCUCUGCACUGGCACUAGUUCUGUUUGUGUUGUUUGUAUAACACAUCUUGUUACUCUGGUCCCAAUACAAUGUCAGCCAGUGUAUCCAGUCCCCCCACCCCCGCUCCAUUUAAUCAUUUGAAUAGCAGCAUUAAUGGAAUGCUGUCUAGAGAAAACUAUGUACAUUCAUCUCUUUAAAAACAACAAGCCUGUCUCCAGGUUUUGUCUGGAGUGUAAGAAGCAAAACUUUGAAGCAUGCUUCAUUUGAGGAAGGUGCUUGUGCCUUACAAAAGACAGCAAAAAAAGGAGAACCACUUUCACUUUUACUUGUCCUCUGUUCCGCCAGCAAUCUCCUCAGGGCCCAGCUGAAGCUCAAAAGCCAUCAUCACAACACAACCAAAUCAAUUUCAGAAUUAGGCAUUCUUUCUGCUUCCUCCUCCAGCAGCCUUUCUGGCCUUACAUACAGUGAUAAUCUUGGGAGACUGCCAUGUGGUUGCUAUGCAACCACUCCCCUUUCCCAAGUUCCCCUUAACAUCACUAUUCAGUUUUUAUUUGGCCAUGGCCUUCCCUGGCUGUUCCUCUCAGAGCGAUGACACUUCAUCCCUACACAGCAGAAAGUCCCACUAAUUUUACCUGAACUUGAGAUUCACUUUUAAAUAAAUAUAUUUUAGGAUCUA